Molecule: messenger RNA, 1830 nt
Organism: Kazachstania africana CBS 2517
Lineage: Eukaryota; Fungi; Ascomycota; Saccharomycetes; Saccharomycetales; Saccharomycetaceae
Gene: UTP8
Product: Utp8p
Exons: 1
Coding region: 1-1830 (609 amino acids)
Source: RefSeq, a predicted model, not a curated record
AUGCCUUCCAUAUCACAACCUUUCGCCAUCACGACAGUCCCUAAACAGUCGAGUACUUCCCCCAUUAUUGUCUCAUCGCACUCUUUGACUGCAAACUCUAAUAGCUUGGAUGUCGCUAUAUCCAAGUAUGCUGUGUCAAAAUUCGUUAUCAAUCCAACUCCAAAACUAAUAAAUAGUAUUCCAAUUCCAUCAAAUGAAGUAGUCACCGCCUUUCAUGACACUGUCUUCGCGACGGCUACUGUUAAUCAAAAAUAUACACUUCAUUUGAAUGGGAAAAAGGUACCGAUACAAUCUAAGAUCAUGAAAUUGUUCUCUGAUGAAUCUCAAACUAUAACCAUCCUCGAAAAUGGUACCAUAGAAAAAUACGAUUCAAAUUUAAUAAAAUCAACCUAUAAAACUCCACAUAAGGAUUUAGUCAAUGUGGAAUUUAUCGAAAGUAAAUACGCUCUAUUAAUUUCACAGAAUUCCAUUUCACUAUACGAUAUAAAUACCAUGAUAGAACUACGUAACGUUGCCAAUGUUCAAGAUAUAGUAGACUCCGAUUUCAAAUCAUUGGAUGGUAAAUUAUACCAAUUUAAUCAGAAAUUAUCAAAAUUCGAUAUUUGGGAAAUUAGUUCCAUGACAAUAGUUAAUAUCAUAACGAUUCCAUUCAUAAAUGAUGUAGAAAAAGAUGUUGUCUCAUUUACUGUUGUUGAUGAUAACUGCGUUGUUAUGGCUGUCAAUAGCACCAUUUAUGCCUUAAAUCUUCAUUUGAGUUCCGUCAUUUCAAUGUCAGAAUUAUUAAAUUUGAAAUGGUUUAAACUUAUCGAUAACUUAUCUAAUCAGUUCGUUUUGGGUUUGUCAUUUAACAAUGAAAAUUACAAAUUUGAACUCAUUAAUCUGGAUUUAAACAGUAAUUUUGGAUUAAAGGAUUCCUUGGGGAAAGGUUUUAGAAAUUUCUUAGUUGACAAGCAAUCAGAAAAGGAGACUUUAGUCCUAAAAUCAUUGUUUUCAGCUGAUGAAGCUGAUGAAGAUUUGCACAAUGACAGCGAUAGCGAUGUGGAACACACCUUCAAUUAUGAUAAAAUUAUAGUUGAUUUGAACAAAGCUGUUAAGAAUCCAAGUAAAUUUGAUAAGAUAUUUUUCGAAAAAUUCAAUAUUAAGAAAGAACAUUACACUGAAGCUGAUCGUUUCUUAGUAAACCAAGAUUUCUUAGCCAAAGUUAUAGAAUUAAUCUUACAAAAUUACAAAUUUGACACCGAUGGGAACAAUUACCCAAAAACUUUGACCUAUCUUUUAACACAUCCUUUAUUCCCAGUUAGUUUAACCAAGAAUCUUCUACCAAAAUUCAGAGAAAGUCCGAGACUAUAUAAACAAGCAAUCGUCACCUGUCCAAAUUUACCCUUAGGCGAAUUGCUAGCUGAUUUAUUCACAAUUGAAAAUAACGAAUUGUCUUUGGACAUCUCCUUAAGAGUACUACAGGAUUAUACGAAGGAUUCCAUCAAAGAACAAAUAAAAUUACUACCUAAAGUCGAUAUCAGAAAUUUCAUUGAAUUUGUGACUCAAGAUGAAGACCAACAAGUGAGCUCACAACUUUUCCAGCUACUCUCUUUAAUUAUCGAUUCCAUUGGUCUCUUCGCAUUGGAUAUGGAUAUCCUAGGAAGAAUAUCGAACUUUAUAAACGAAAAGACAUUGGUAGCAAAACAAAAUUCUGAAUUACUGCACUUAUUAGAUUACAAUCCAUCGAAGCAAUCAUCUGCAAGACAAAGUAGUAAACUCAUUAACAAUAACAACAAAUCAUUACAUAGAAAAACACUACCUACUUAUACCGUUGAGCAUUUGGAUUUAUAG